GCAAUCUGAACCGUGGAUUCCAACCAUAUCAGUUGCGCUGCACCGCACCGCGCCAGCAAUCUCACAGCUUCACAAUUCGAUUCUCUUCUCCUCGACGAUAAAAAUCCGAAAUCGGUAUCAACAAAAACGAAGACCAAGUGCAGACACUGCGAGGGAUUUGCUGUUUAGGGAAGAAAAAUGGCUGAUCACUCCGAUGAUUUAGACCAACUUCUUGAUAGUGCUUUGGAUGAUUUCCAGAAUCUCAAUCUUACUCCUCCCUCGCAAAGAAGUGGAGGAGGGGUUGGUGAAGAAAAGAAGCAAGAAUCUGCUUCCUUGCCUACUGAGGUUAGAGGAUUGGGAAUGGGAUUACCUGACUUGAACAGCAAGAAAAGGGGAAAGCAGAAGGUUGCAAGGGAUUCCCAUGUCACCGAGGCUCUUGAUAAGCUCAGGGAACAGACUAGAGAAGCUGUCAAGGGUUUGGAGUCAAUGGCAAAACCUGGUGCAGAUGAUUUUGGAAAAGAUGCAUUGGUGGAGGAUUGGAUCAAGCAAUUUGAGGAGAUGGCUGGUGGAUCACAGGAUAUGGAAUCUAUUGUAGAGAACAUGAUGCAGCAACUUUUGUCCAAAGAGAUUCUUCAUGAACCCAUGAAGGAAAUUGGUGAAAGAUACCCUAAGUGGUUAGAAGAGCAUAAAGAUAGUUUGAGCAAUGAGGAAUAUGAACGUUACUCCCACCAGUAUCAACUUAUACAGGAGCUUAAUGGAGUUUAUGAAAAUGAUCCUAGUAACUUCACCAAGAUUUUCGAUCUCAUGCAGAAAAUGCAAGAAUGUGGCCAACCACCGAACGAUCUUGUACAAGAGCUAUCUCCUGAUUUAGAUUUAUCUGCACUUGGCCAGUUGUCACCGGAGAUGCUUGAGUCACAGCAGAACUGUUGUAUAAUGUGAGGAGGCUCUAUGAUCCUCCAGUUGUCUCUAUAUAUAUAUAUAUAUUUUGGCCAUCUCCAGUUGGCUAUAAGAUGCUGUUUAGUAUUACAAUGUUAUGGAUAUUCUUUUAAAUGCGUUUCUUAGAAAUAAAGCAAGCUUCUAUUGUACUUUAUUUGUCUAUUCUAGGGGAUUUAUGCUCCCAAUUCCUUGUACAUUAGCCAGGAGGAGUGUGCUUACAAAUUAUGAUGCUUUGCAUUGCUCAGCAAUUUGCUUGGAAAAUUCUGAGAAGUCCGGACCAGACGGCGUAACAACUGCGCCAUUGAAUGAAGGGUUCUCUGCAGGACCCUUUCCAAGUCAAUUGCCAUUGAAUGAAGGAUUCUCUACAGG
Rubroshorea leprosula is the source of this 1284-nucleotide messenger RNA. The record is from the annotation of a GenBank genome assembly. NCBI's taxonomy places the organism in Eukaryota, Viridiplantae, Streptophyta, Magnoliopsida, Malvales, Dipterocarpaceae.